This is a messenger RNA of Salvelinus namaycush (lake trout), 6956 nucleotides long. RefSeq names its product neuropilin-1a-like. Gene Ontology annotation, cellular component: membrane. Lineage: Eukaryota; Metazoa; Chordata; Actinopteri; Salmoniformes; Salmonidae. The record is from RefSeq and is a predicted model, not a curated record. The transcript has 18 exons. Gene Ontology annotation, molecular function: vascular endothelial growth factor receptor activity; semaphorin receptor activity. Gene Ontology annotation, biological process: vascular endothelial growth factor signaling pathway; angiogenesis; axon guidance. The coding region runs from base 657 to 3563 and encodes 968 amino acids.
GCGCACGGUGUCUUUCGCUCCUGCCCACUCUUCUCGUAGUGAUCUGUUUGUGCGUCUUUGCGUCUUGGAGCUGGAAUUUGGGAAGUGGAAAUGCCACUGUUACUUUCACAGUUGGCGUCAAGUCGAAUGAGAGUGACCCUCUGACAUUCUACUGUGUCGGUCAGACAGCGCGCAUCGGGAAAGGGUCGAACUGUUACCGAACGAACGCAGUCAAAAGGAAUAGGAAUUGGGGAUUUUAGACGGGGUAGUAGUGAGUGUAUGAGAUAUUAUUGAAUCUUUUAAGUUUUUUAUUCCACUUUUGAUAUACAAUUAUCAGUUAUCGAUUGAUAGCCUAACUAUUGGGGCACUUUAGGCGUCUGGAUUUUCGGAAUCAACAAUUGUUUUCUGCGAUUGGAUUAUUAUUAUUAUUAUUUUUCUGGGAAAUGGCAAAUUCUUAUUCUGCGAGAGAAACACGACUUUCCGAGGAAAGAGGAAACAGCCGCUGAAAAAGCUACUAAAGGAUGCUGGCAACCUGAAGCUGUCAGACGAAUUUCUCCUACAUUUCUGAGACAUUUGUUGUUUUGCUUUGAGGACUAUAAAACGGUGGAAAUAUCAAAGUUUCUUUUUAUUUUUUCUUCUUUAUUUUUUUGGGACAGAUUUGUGUGUUUUACAGUCCAAUGAUGUAUUGUGGAUUUAUACUGUUAUUUUCAACCCAACUCAUUGUUGUGGCUCCAUUGAUUCAAAGCGUUGCAGAUAAAUGUGGAGAUAACAUUGAGAUAACCAAUGCAGAUUAUCUCACCUCGACUGGCUAUCCGACCUCAUACCCUCCAUCACAGCAAUGUAUGUGGGUGAUAUCAGCCCCAGAACCGGGCCAGAAGAUACUCAUCAACUUUAACCCUCAUUUUGAUCUGGAGGACCGAGAAUGCAAGUAUGACUAUGUGGAGGUGUUUAACGGUGGGGACGAGAAGGCUCCAACCCUGGGGAAGUUCUGUGGGAAGAUCGCCCCCUCCCCUAUCAUCUCAAGCGGCAGCCAGCUUCUCAUCAAGUUUGUGUCCGACUACGAAACCCACGGGGCUGGAUUCUCCGUACGUUACGAGGUCUUCAAGACAGGACCUGAGUGCUCCAGAAACUUCACCUCGUCCAAAGGCGUUAUAAAGACGCCAGGCUUCCCAGACAAGUACCCCAACAACCUGGACUGUACCUUCAUGAUCAUCGCCCCCAAGAUGUCCGAGAUCGUGGUGGACUUCGACACGUUCGAUAUGGAGCCUGACACCACCCCUCCACCCGGGGCACUGUGUCGCUACGACUGGCUGGAGAUCUGGGAUGGGUUCCCUGCAGUGGGUCCCCACAUCGGGCGGUACUGUGGUAACAGCAGUCCUGGACGGGUCAUCUCCUACACUGGGAUCCUGUCUAUGACCAUCAACACUGACAACGCCAUCGCCAGAGAGGGCUUCUCAGCCAAUUACACUGUCAGAGAGAAGAGCCUGCCACAGGGACAGACACCAGAGGACUUUAAGUGUGUGGAGGGCCUGGGGAUGGAGUCAGGGGCGAUCACCUCGGAUCAGAUCACUGCCUCCUCUCAGUACAACUCUAACUGGUCUCCUGAGCGCUCCAGACUCAACUACAAAGAGAAUGGCUGGACCCCCUCUGAAGACUCCAGCAGAGAGUGGAUUCAGGUGGACCUGGGAUUUCUCCGCUUUGUCUCAGCCGUGGGAACACAGGGCGCCAUCUCCAAGGAAACCAAGAAGGAGUACUUUGUCCGCUCCUACAAAGUGGAUGUGAGCUCCAAUGGAGAGGACUGGGUCACAAUAAAGGAGGGCUCAAAGCAGAAGAUUUUCCAGGGGAACCACAACCCUACAGAUGUGGCCAGGUCGUUCCUGCCCAAGCAGACCCUGGCACGCUACGUCCGCAUCAGACCCAUGUCCUGGGAGACAGGCAUAUGCAUGCGCUUCGAGGUUUACGGCUGCAAGACCUCAGACUACCCCUGUUCAGGCAUGCUGGGGAUGGUCUCCGGACAGAUCUCAGACGCCCAGGUCACUGCGUCGUCGCACGCGGAGCGUGGCUGGGUACCGGAAAACGCCAGACUGCUGACUGGGAGGUCGGGAUGGACCCAGCAACAGACCAGACAGCCCUUCAGGAACGAGUGGCUGCAGGUGGACCUGGGCCAGGACAAGCUGGUCAGCGGCCUGGUUAUCCAGGGAGGACACCACAGAGACAAGAAUGUGUUCAUGAAGAGGUUCAAGGUGGGUUACAGCAGCAACGGCUCUGACUGGACCAUGGUGAAUGAAGACAACGAUGCCAAGCCUACGAUCUUUAUUGGAAACCAGAACCAUGACACCCCAGAGCUGCGCACGCUGGGCCCUCUGCUUACUCGCUUCCUCAGGGUUUACCCAGAGAGAGCCACCCCCGAGGGCCUGGGCCUCAGACUGGAGCUGCUGGGCUGUGAGAUCCAGGAGCCCACAACUCUCCCACCGACCACGCCUGUAGCGAUCACGUUUGCUGUAACCACGUUCGCUGCCACCACGACUGCGUCUGUGACCACGCCCGCACCGACGUCAGAAGAGUGUGACGACGAGCAGGCCAGCUGUCACAGUGGAACAGGAACAGGAACAGGAGGGGAGGACUACGACACAACAGGUGACACCACAGUGGCAGACCCUAUCAUGGAGGGAGACCGCAUACCAGAGUACCUGUGGUUUGCGUGUGACUUUGGCUGGGCGGGCAACCCGUCGUUCUGCGGCUGGACACUGGAGACGGAUGCGGGUGCUGGGUGGAUGAUUCAGACCAGCGGGGCCUCUACAGUCCACAAAGGACCCAACCUAGAUCACACAGGAGGUCCAGGAAAUUUCAUCUACAUGCAGCUGGCUGCUGAGACCGAAAGGAAGGAGGAGGAAGCAGAGGAGGAGAGGAUGGAGGAGAGGGUGGCACGCCUAGCUAGCCUGCCCAUCACCGCCCCUGACACAGACCUGUGUGUGUCCUUCUGGUACCACAUGUUCGGGGAGCACGCUGGCACCCUGCACAUCAAACAGAGCAGGGAGACAGAGGAGGGAUGGGCUGAGGCACUACUCUGGACUGUCAGUGGACACCAGGGCAGCCGAUGGAGGGAGGGACGAGUGCUGGUGCCCCACUCUAACACACCCUAUAAGGUGGUGAUUGAGGGAGUGGGAGACAGGAGCACAGGACAUAUCGCGCUGGACAAUAUCAAGAUCCUGGAUGGACUCACAACAGAGGAGUGUAAGGAUCCAGAUAUACCAGAGGCUCCUACGUCCCAGCCAACAGAGAUCUGCAUAUACCCAAUAGACCCAUACUACCCAGCGGUAGUGGAGAACAGCGAGCUGGGUGGCCCAGGCAACAUGCUGAAAACCCUGGACCCCAUCCUCAUCACCAUCAUCGCUAUGAGCGCUCUGGGGGUCUUGCUGGGGGCUAUCUGUGGUGUCGUCCUUUACUGUGCCUGCUCACACGGCCACAUGUCCGACAGCAGGAACUUGUCCGCUCUGGAGAAUUAUAACUUUGAGCUGGUGGACGGAGUCAAGCUAAAGAAGGACAGCAAGUUGAAUGCACAGAACAGCUACUCAGAGGCGUAAGCUAAAGGCGUGAGCUUCCUCUGAGGGAAGGGAGCACAAGCAGCCUCAUAGCUGGAGGAACUAGACCACCGGACGUAGGGUUGGGACCCAAACGGCACCGUAUUCCAUAUAUACUGCACUAUGUAGGGGAUAGGGUGCCCUGUAGUGCACUAUGUAGGGGAUAGGGUGCCAUUUUGGACGCAGCCAGCCGUAGAGAUGGUAGGAGGUUGUGACCGAGUCAUGAUAUUCUCAGGAGCUGCAGUGAAAGGAAUUUACCAGUAGGGGGGCACUGUGUAUAAAGAAAAUGUGUACAGCAAAAAGGAUGAUUUAGUUUUGUGACGUGCUUUGUUUUUAUGUAAUCAGAUGCUGGUGUUGAGACCAAUUAAUAUGAAAGUAUUUAUCAUGUUUUUGUUAUUUUUCUUCUGAAAAUAUAUGAUUUUUCAUUUUUCUUCUGAAGUCAUUACUGUUUCACAGAAAGAAAGAGCAUAAAAACUUUGAUUCCCUAUCCUGACGUGCGGCUGGCUAUUUAGCUGGCCAUGUUAUAUUUCUGUUGUAUGUCUGCAUCGAUUUGUGCAUUUUGUGCGUGUGUGAGUAUAUGUGUGUGUAUGUGCGUGUGUGUGUGUGUGUGUGUGUGUGUGUGUGUGUGUGUGUGUGUGUGUGUGUGUGUGUGUGUGUGUGUGUGUGUGUGUGUGUGUGUAUCCAGAGGGGUGCUUGCCCUGGCCCUAGACCUGUGUCUAGUUCCGACAGUGCCUUUUGAAAGUUUGUGUUGCCUUUUCUCUACUGAUUCUGUUCAUAGCAGUACAUAGGCAUCCAUUGGUAGAGUCUGAUUCUGUUUUGAUCACAGUAGUACAUAGGCAUCCACUGGUAGAGUCUGAUUCUGUUUUGAUCACAGUAGUACAUAGGCAUCCACUGGUAGAGUCUGAUUCUGUUUUGAUCACAGUAGUACAUAGGCAUCCACUGGUAGAGUCUGAUUCUGUUUUGAUCACAGUAGUACAUAGGCAUCCACUGGUAGAGUCUGAUUCUGUUUUGAUCACAGUAGUACAUAGGCAUCCACUGGUAGAGUCUGAUUCUGUUUUGAUCACAGUAGUACAUAGGCAUCCACUGGUAGAGUCUGAUUCUGUUUUGAUCACAGUAGUACAUAGGCAUCCACUGGUAGAGUCUGAUUCUGUUCUGAACAUAAUUAUGUAUAAGCAUCAGCUGGUUAGAGUCUGAUUCUGUUCUGGUCAUAAGAGUGAGUAGGUAUCAGCUGGUUAGAGUCUGAUUCUGUUCUGAUCAUAGAAGUGCGUAGCCAUCGGUUGGUAGAGUCUGAUUCUGUUCUGAUCACAGUAGUACAUAGGCAUCCACUGGUAGAGUCUGAUUCUGUUCUGAACAUAAUUAUGUAUAAGCAUCAGCUGGUUAGAGUCUGAUUCUGUUCUGGUCAUAAGAGUGAGUAGGUAUCAGCUGGUUAGAGUCUGAUUCUGUUCUGAUCAUAGAAGUGCGUAGCCAUCGGUUGGUAGAGUCUGAUUCUGUUCUGAUCACAGCAGUACAUAGGCAUCCACUGGUAGAGUCUGAUUCUGUUCUGUACAUAGUUAUGAAUAAGCAUCGGCUGGUAGAGUCUGAUUCUGUUCUGGUCAUAAGAGUGAGUAGGUAUCAGCUGGUUAGAGUCUGAUUCUGUUCUGAUCAUAGCAGUGCGUAGCCAUCGGCUGGUAGAGUCUGAUUCUGUUCUGAUCAUAGCAGUAAGUAGGCAUCCACUGGUAGAGUCUGAUUCUGUUCUGAUCAUCAUAGCAGUACAUAGGCAUCGGCUGGGGGAGUCAGAUUGGCAGGACUUCUUGCCAUCCCCAUAGUACAUGACACAUCCAACUUAUUGUACAUAGGUUUUAAUAUAUUUGAGCGGCCUUUUAUAUAAAAAAAAAAAUACUAACUGCUGCAGUAUCCUUUCUUUGUGCUCUCUGUAUCAUAGGUGAUGUUGUCUGGAUGUCAUCAUGUAUUUAAUGGGUAUUUUGUGUUGUUAUGUUCCAUUGGUGCUCUCACAAUGCUGCCUGGGAAAAGAGUGUGUUAUUAUGGCCAUUGGUUAUGUUUGCUACAAAGGCCUAACAAGAAGAGAGUGAAGAGCCCAUCGGCUGUGUCUGAAAUGACACCCUAUUCCCUAGAGUGCACUACGUGCCCUGAUCAAUAGUAGUGCACUAUAUAGGGAAUAAUGUGGCAUUUGGGACGCAACCAGACAACAGACAUCUCUAGGAGAGAAAAAAGAUGUAUGACACUGCUAUGACAAUACUUGGGCCAGUUUCCCAGACACAGAUUAAGAAUCUCUUUGAGAAUGCUUUUUAGUCCUGGACAAGGCUUAAUCUGGAUUCUGGGGAACUGGCCUUACAUGUCUAUGGUAGAAUGAUGGACCUUGCUAGAAUGAAAGAUACUCUUCUGCCAUGCUGUUUUCAUGUACUGUAGCUUACAUCCUAUGUGCUCUCCUUUUGUCUGUAUUGAACGCUAACGUAAAGAGUUCAUGAAAAACGGUGUACUAUAUAAAACGGCGAAAACAUGGAUCCAAGGUUCAAUGAAUGGAUGUAAUGUAGCUAUACCGUAUAUUCCUUCGGCCAGGGUCUAUCUGAGCUUCUAUGUUUCCUUCAUUCAGGCAACCUAGUUAGACAGCUGCUUCAUGGUUCUGCUUUGAACUCUUAAUGGUAUUCCAUAUUCCAUAGGAUUAGAAUCAUUCGAAUUAGAAUGAGUCAUUCCUGUAACUAUGGUUGCACCACUCAAAAAUGUAAGCGCCUAAUGUUUUGGUGUGGUCCUCUUCAAUAGGAAAGGAUGCUGCAGGACAAGAUGUGAAAACAAUGUUGCACUGAUAUAUUUAAAAGAUCUUUGUGUUGUUUAUGAUAUUGUUUUGUGAAAAAAAAGAGAGAGAGAAAGCGAGAGAAGGAUAAGACAGUGUUACAGAUAACUAUUUUAUAUGGUUUCAGAUAACAUGAUAUAAUUCUGAAAUGUACAAUUAUGGAGAUGUUUUUCAUUAUUGAAAAAGCUAUACACGUCUCUUUACUUACGUAAUGUUUAUAUUUAGUUGGUAUGUUAUAUCACCUUAUGUUUUUGUACUGUCACAAAUGUCUGUGCCAUUUUUUUCUACAAAAUGUUUUUUUUUCCCAAUACUGCUAAAUGUAAUUUGCCAUCCCAGAUAUAAAAAAAAGAAAAGAAAAAAUGAUUAAGCAGUUAAGGCCUUAUUGACUGAGAUAAUUAUGUUUCUAUACUUGGACCCAAAUGUCCGCAUUCCCUAUACUGUGCAAUAUCUUUGUCCAGGGCCCAUAGGGCUUUGGUCAAAAGUAGUGCACUAUAAAGGGAAUAGGGCUCCAUUUGACUCCCUGGUCAGCUUCAAUACCUAUGUUGUCUCUGACUGAUCAAUGACUACUACAUUCCAAAGAAUUGGAUCAAAUAAAUGUUUGAAUAAGA